UGUCCAAAUUACUAGUUAUUUUUAUCGAAAGCUCACCGAGUUAUUAUCGAGAGGUACCGGGAAGAGAGACAGAGAGUCCAUAGGGAAGGAAAUUGUCUCUGGCUCAAUCCAAUUUUCAUCCCCCUAACAAGAGCUAUUUUCCUUUUUCAAAAUUUUCUCAUUCGAGAUGAGAAUGUUCAAUUCUUGGUUGAAUCUAUUCUGGAUAUUCUUGCACGUUUUUAUUUUUCAAUUCUCGCCCAGAAUUUCCGCCAUCAGGAAGGAUAUUGGGUUUCUAGAGAAAUCCAUUUGCAGAAAUACUGUACAAGGAAGAUAUUUGCUCUCUGAUGAUAAUGGCCGUGUAUGUGAUGCUUUAUCAAUGGAUCCACAGUCUGGCUGCUGUCCUGGAAAAGCAGAGAAAUUCUCUUGUCAUGGAUGCAACCUUCUCUCGCAAUGUUGCAACUCCUAUGAGUUUUGUGUUUCGUGCUGCCUAAAUCCGUCACGGACACAAAAGGAACAGGUACUGAAGGUGAAAAUUGCUAAACAAGCAACUGCAGGAACUUAUGCUGGUGUUUUUGAUUUCUGUGCUGGAAGGUGCCGUCAUAAUUCUGAGAGCGUGGUUCAUGAAAAUGCUUACCUUAGUGAUUUCCAUCACUGCUUUUCUCUUCCGUCAAAUUCUUCGGGGGCCAGUAAUACACAACUUGAAGGAAGACUAAAUGGAAUUAACGUUAUUGUUGGAAGACAAAGUGAGUCAUGCGAUUCAGUUUGCAAGUCAAAUGGGCAAUCGUGCGUCCCAAAUAAGCUUUCGGUGCUGAAUCAAUGUGAGAUUAUGCAGAAAUAUAUGACCUGCAAAGGAGCUUGCUUGGCAAGUAUGGGAGCAGAUCAACCUGCAGAAGUUGUUGAUGAUGCCCCUAAAAAUAUGAAUCCUGGAGCAUGCUUGUUUACUCGAGCACAAGCGAUGCUUUCUUGUGAUGGUUCACAUCCAUAUACCAGGCGACUUUGCCCCUGUGCAUAGUGCAUCUACUUGGGUUGGACAGAGGUUGAGGAGCAUUUUGCCCCUUUCACUUCUGUUAAAUUGAUGAAUGCAGACUAAUAAUAAUCUUAGCUUGAAAAAGGAAAAAAAGAAAAAAAGAAAAUCAGUUUUGUCAAGUACAGUUGAAGCAUGGAAAUGAUUUUCUUGAGACCUACAUAUUUGCUGGAAAGGUUGUCAAUGAUGUGGGUGAGAAACUGGUAGUUUAUUUUAUGAACUAGAUAUUCAUUUUCUUAUCAACUGAUUAAGAUGUUUAAUCCAUAAAAAUUAUACAUAGGGCUGGUGUGUGCCAAAGAACUUUCUUAUUGCAGUUGAGGCUUUUUAUUUUCUUGCUUCAUUUUUAUCGAAGACAAUAGUUUCUGCUCAUGUAUCGUAAGUGUCAAAUGUGUAAUAUUCGUAAUGUGGAAGAUA
Molecule: messenger RNA, 1417 nt
Organism: Carya illinoinensis
Lineage: Eukaryota; Viridiplantae; Streptophyta; Magnoliopsida; Fagales; Juglandaceae
Exons: 12
Coding region: 167-991 (274 amino acids)
Biological process (GO): positive regulation of SREBP signaling pathway; protein N-linked glycosylation
Molecular function (GO): alpha-1,6-mannosylglycoprotein 6-beta-N-acetylglucosaminyltransferase activity
Source: RefSeq, a predicted model, not a curated record